Ascochyta rabiei is the source of this 1134-nucleotide messenger RNA. RefSeq names its product Acid phosphatase. Gene Ontology annotation, biological process: phospholipid catabolic process. Lineage: Eukaryota; Fungi; Ascomycota; Dothideomycetes; Pleosporales; Didymellaceae. The coding region runs from base 1 to 1134 and encodes 377 amino acids. The transcript has 3 exons. The record is from RefSeq and is a predicted model, not a curated record. Gene Ontology annotation, molecular function: hydrolase activity, acting on ester bonds.
AUGCUCUCCCAAGCCAUUUUCUCGCUGGCGCUGCUGGCGACCCAAGGUCUUGCGAAGAAGGACUGGGUCAAGGGCAAGGCAUUCGACCGCAUCGCCAUCAUCUGGCUUGAGAACACGGACUAUGACCUCGCCAUUGGAGACCCCAACCUGGCUGCGCUGGCAAAGAAGGGUAUCAGCCUUACCAACAAGUUCGCUGUGACGCACCCGUCAAUGCCAAACUACGCCGCUGCAGUCUCUGGCGACUACUACGGCGUCAAUCAUGAUGACAUGAUCAAGAUUCCCUCGAAUGUCUCCACCGUGGUUGAUCUGUUGGAGGACCAGGGGAUCAGCUGGGGAGAGUACCAGGAAGACAUGCCGUAUACCGGAUACCAAGGCUUCGACUACCGCAACCAGAAGUCGGGAGCCAACAUGUACGUGCGCAAGCACAACCCAGCUGUGCUGUACGAUUCGGUUGCGCAGAAGCCGGAGAGGCUGGCAAACAUCAAGAACUUGACCUUGUUCCAAGAGGACCUCGCGAACAACCAGCUGCCCCAAUGGAUGUUCAUUACGCCGAACAUGACCAGUGACGGACACGACUCCACUGUUACCGUUGCUGGCACGUGGACUCGAAACUUCCUUGAGCCGCUGUUGAACAACAAGAACUUCAUGAAGAAGACGCUCGUUGUUGUGACGUUUGAUGAGAACCACUCCUACGCUCAGCAGAACCGGAUUGUGGGUCUGUUGCUUGGGGAUGCUGUGCCGGAGCAGCUUGUCGGUACUACUGAUGACACGUACUACAACCAUUAUAGCGAGCUGUCGACUGUGCAAGCCAACUGGGGCCUCCACAACCUGGGACGAUGGGAUGUCGGCGCCAACGUGUACAAGUUCGUAGCGGAGAAGACGGGCGAUAGCCUGCGGAAGUGGAGUGGCGCCGUGCCGUUCUCGCAGAUGUUUUUCAACAGCAGCUACGCGGGACAGCUGAACAACAAGAACACAUCGGUACCGUGGCCAGUGCCCAACAGUGAGGCGAAGCACGCUGGCAGGACCGUACUACCGGCCGUUGUGCAGACUUGGGGGAAGCUGAAGAACCAGACUGCGUACACCAAGGGCGUAGAGAUUCCUGACGGCAUGCAUCCUCAGGCGGAGUUCAAGUAA